Messenger RNA from Caenorhabditis sp. 36 PRJEB53466, 826 nucleotides. The record is from the annotation of a GenBank genome assembly. Lineage: Eukaryota; Metazoa; Nematoda; Chromadorea; Rhabditida; Rhabditidae.
AUGCAACACUUACUGAGUUUGGCAGUCAUUCUUUCCACAAUCAGCCUAUUUCCGAGUGAUGAGCUCCCGGAGCCGUGCUUUCUCAAGUGCAAAGACAAUUACGUGAGUGAGGAUAAUUGACCGCCGUCGGCUGAUUUAUUAUUCCCAAUGAGGAUAAGGAUUGACUCCACACCCCUCUCUUCAGAUGAAUGGAAUGCAAUUCGAUAUGGGCGAUUUCCACGAGUGGUCAGUUGAUAUGGUCACUCCGAUGAACAGCCUUCUCAAGUAUAAAACAAAUCCAACUCGACAUAGUAAAUUUGUAUUGUUUUUCAGAUUUGGACAAGGCAAAAUGGCUCUCCGCUUGACUCGUGCUUGCCGCCGAAACGACGAAUAUCACAGUUGUUUGCAAAGAUGCCCAAACGUCCCGGCCAAGGAGAUUCUCAUUAAGGGACAGAACGUCUGGAUGAUUUUAUGUCACGAUUUCAGAAAUGACACAGGUUUCACAACAAACUGAGUUUAAACAAAAGUGGCACGUUUCAGAUUUCCGCGUUAACAUUGUCCCAUGUUGGUCCGAAUACGGACAUGAAAUCUCGGGCCGUUGUGACUCGCUGGCCUCAUUUCUGCAGGCGGAGGUCCUGCAACUUCUGCAAAGCGGUCCCACCGGAAUUCAGGAAUCACUAGACGGCCUUUGCAAGUGAGAAAUUGAAAAUUAGCGCCGCUUUCUGCAUAUUCACAUUUCAGAAGCGUUUAUGGGUACGACAAGUGCUUCGUUGAUGAGAACUAUGACUAUUGUGGAUCAGCGGCGGCGAGGUUCCUUGUCAAACUCAACCACCAAACAUCGCAGUGA